UCUCGACCAUAGAACGACGCAGCCACGGCCGUCUCAUAUGUGUGAAGGAUGAAGAUGAACCACUGAACCAGGCGAGGAAGAAGUGCAGUACGCAAUACUUUUUUGUGCACGGUCAGAUUGAGCUCGAUGGAACCAAAUAACAUCGAGGAAAAGCCGGCAAAUGAAGAAGCUGAGCAACACGCGGCACAGGGUCCGCUCGAAGACGCAAAGCCAGAUGGCAAACAUGGGCCACGAAGCUACGGGGCGGGAAUCAUGACGCCGGACACAAUAUCAGAUCUGGAGCAGAUUGUGGCACCUGGGGAUGUACAGAUUGUGCAGACCGCUGAGGCUCGAUGGGAAGGCGUCCUCUCGUUCUGCGCUUUCAUAUUUAUGACGUUUGUUUCCGCACUACUGGGCACGGCUUUCAUCUACCAAGCAGUGAAACCACAGUAUCACACCGGCAAAGGCGGUGUGAAGGUACCUCCGACGGGACCGCUGUGGUGCUUCUUCCAGCGGGGAGCGCCGUACGUGGUAUCUAUGUACAACUUCACCACUAUACCAGUGGAACUGUGCUCCGUGUUCGUGUACUACUCACUUAGCGUUCACCACAACCUGCGACCUUAUCCUAUCAGUCCGGACGAACUACAGUGGGUCCUGCCCUCACUGCGCACCUUGCACACAAGGAACAAGGAUAUUCAAAUCUACCUGGCAGUGGGCGGGCGUCGCCUGAGCGGGUCUGAUGUCGGCAUCACUUCCGUGCUUCGAAGGAUCUUAGCGGACACUAAUCUGCAGGAACCGUUUCUGCUGCACACACUUGCCGUACUUGAGCAGCAUGGGUUAAAUGGUCUAGUGCUGGAACUCUCUCGUGCGGUAAUACCCGAGAGCGUGGAGGUGUUUCAAGUCAGCAUCGACAGAGUCACCAAUUUUCUGCGGAAGGGUCACAGUUUCAUGACAGAAAGGGGACGAGGCUUCACGUUCAUCAUCCCUGAAGAUCCCAAGCUGUUCGCUUAUUACAAGCUAUCGGAUCUGCUCUCAACGGACAAGAUGUAUGCCAUCCAGAUAACCCAUAAUUUAUACCACACCAAUCGAAAGUCAUGUCCUGCGCCGUACAUCUCAGACCGCCUGCUUCCGCAGAAAAUAGAAGAUAUUGACGGAAUGAUCAAUGAUGCGGUUUUGCGCGCGGCAAACGAAGAGUACGUGUCCAAGUUGAUGAUCACAGUGUCGUUCAUUGGAGCUCUUUAUCUCAACUUGGGUAACACCACCGACACAGACACCUACUCUCCAGGUCGCUUCUAUAGAACCACAACGUACAGAAAGCUCUGCGCCGUUAUACAGAACGACCAAUGGGACGUUCGUCAGGACCCGCAACAAGGUACCGACUGCUUGUGCGCCUGGAAAGGCUCCAAAUGGGCGUCCGUCUUUUCGCCGCACAGUGGAGGGUGGAUCGCAAAGUGGAAAUCCAAGAUAAAGGGAGUUGCCAUAUUUGGAUUGCAUGGUGAUGACUACGAUGGGAAGUGCGGGACCGAAUUUCCCUUGAUCAAUCAUGUGCGAAGUUUAUUGCUCAACUCUUCAACUCUCCCUACUGAGAGACUGUUGAUAUAAUAAGUGAUCAUUAUGAUACCAGUGCAUUAUACACAUGCAACGAAGUGAAACGUACCUAGUAAACAUUGUUCCUCAUCCUUA
Molecule: messenger RNA, 1662 nt
Organism: Ornithodoros turicata
Lineage: Eukaryota; Metazoa; Arthropoda; Arachnida; Ixodida; Argasidae
Exons: 11
Coding region: 127-1581 (484 amino acids)
Source: RefSeq, a predicted model, not a curated record